Parnassius mnemosyne (clouded apollo) is the source of this 417-nucleotide messenger RNA. The record is from the annotation of a GenBank genome assembly. Lineage: Eukaryota; Metazoa; Arthropoda; Insecta; Lepidoptera; Papilionidae.
AUGGCUGGUCCUAUUCAAGAUGUUGUGGAAGAAGAUGCAGCGGAUCUGCAGUUUCCAAAAGAAUUUGAAAAUGCUGAAACAUUACUAAUAUCUGAAGUGGAUAUGUUACUCGAACACAGAAAAGCACAAAAUGAGUCUGCAGAAGAGGAACAAGAAUUUUCUGAAGUUUUUAUGAAGACUUUAACUUAUACCAAUAUGUUUAAAAAAUUCAAAAAUAAGGAAACAAUAGCUGCUGUAAGAAAUUUGCUCCAGUCCAAAAAGUUGCAUAAAUUUGAAGUAGCAAGUCUAGCAAACCUAUGUCCAGAAACACCUGAAGAAGCAAAAGCAUUAAUUCCAUCCCUUGAAGGAAGGUUUGAAGAUGAAGAGCUUAGAAUUUUGCUAGAUGAUAUUCAAACUAAGAGAAGUAUACAGUACUGA